This is a messenger RNA of Anarrhichthys ocellatus (wolf-eel), 2966 nucleotides long. It is a transcript of the gene znf276, whose product is annotated as zinc finger protein 276. Gene Ontology annotation, biological process: regulation of transcription by RNA polymerase II. Gene Ontology annotation, molecular function: zinc ion binding. The coding region runs from base 747 to 2276 and encodes 509 amino acids. The record is from RefSeq and is a predicted model, not a curated record. The transcript is spliced from 9 exons. Gene Ontology annotation, cellular component: nucleus. Lineage: Eukaryota; Metazoa; Chordata; Actinopteri; Perciformes; Anarhichadidae.
CGCAGGGCUGCACCAUUCAGAACGACGACAUGACAUUUUGACACUAGCUAGCAGACGUGAGCAGGCUCACUCAGGCUAACCAGCUAACGUUAGCUUGUUGAGAUGAACAGCGACUCAGAAAUUAUGUCGUAACGUCAAAAUUAGAAUAUUCCAGACUUUUUUUUAUCUGUCGGUCUUACCGAAAAGCAAUUGAAACAACGACGUCAAUGUUGAAAUGCUAUAUUUAUCUUAUUUACUGUUAGCGCGGUUUUUGAAUGCAACUCCAACUAGUGUUAUUUGUUUUUAAUCCACUUUUCUUCUUUACGUCAUAUCAUAUUCAUGAAACUGCACUGGAUUUGCAAAUAUGGUCCCCAAUAAAUAGUGGUGCGGCAAAGAAUAGAGUAAUCAGACCAAGUGGUGUCUUAUAUGAGUAAAUGCUGCUCGUGCCAAAACUACAUUUUAACUUAGAAUCAAUGUAUGAAUGUUUAAAAUAGGAAGAACGUAUGUUGUUGCACGUAGGAUUUGGGAAAUAGUAGCUUGCUCCAAGACAAAUAAGAAAAUAUUGUUGGACAUAUAUACAUAUAACUAAUAUAACAUGAGCUUUCAUUUUAAGAUUAGGCAUUAUUUAAGUAACUGUUUAUUCUGCAGAAAUUGAUAAGAUAGGAACUCAUUGGAAUUGGCUUGCUCUUUAAAUCUCCACAGUGGCACAGGAAGCAGGGCUCCAUCACCGGGAUCAGCUGCUGAAGAGUCCGGGUUUAGAACUAACUAUGAAGAAGAAAAGCAGACGUCCAAAGUCGUCGACUUCGCGACAGAGCAGCAGGACAACGGGGAGCGUCAGUGAGGAGGAGAAGAGGCCACCUGGAAACAGAGGGAGACCUCGGAAGACCGUCCCUGCAACCUCGGACAGUUUCUACCACGAUGACGCUGCCGCAGAGGACAAGACCGCAGUCUGCAGUGUGACGGCAGCCGACGACUCACAAAAACAUCCAGAGAGCAAGUCUAGAGCUUCAGCAGGCAGACUGUCAACGGCCAUCUGUCGGCUCUGCCAUGGGAAGUUUUCGCCGCGCAGCAUGCGGCACGCUUUCGACAAGUGGCCUCAGGAUUCCAUCGGCAUCGUCGACGAUGAGUCGGACGCAGCGGCCCAGUCGCCCCUUCUGUUCCACACGGACUUCCAGCGGCUGGUCGGGGUCCAGUUGGACCGCGACACCCGCUUGUCAGAGUUCAUCUGCAAGAAAUGCCACUCCAAAUUCUACAAGUGCCACGGCAUCCUGCUCAGAUUUCUGCAGAGAGUCAACCUCCCACCUGUUGGGAAAGAGAACCUGAAAAGCUGUAAGAAGUGUCCAGAGGCCUCGGUAAACCACGCCUCAACAACACCACAGUCCUUCACCUCAGACCCCGAGUGCCUCCACAGCCUGGUGUCCUGGGCCCACCACCACGGAGAGGCCUGCCGCUCCUGCCCCAACCUGAGGGAGGUGCUGGAGGACCGGUGCUGGGGCUCCGUCAAGGCCGUUUGGAGCUGUGUCGACGGCCACAGGUAUGUCAUGGAUGCCCAGUGCGCUGCCGCCGCCAACCCUGGGUACGCCAUGGACUUAUACGGUGGAGCGUUGGUUAGUGGCAACGGUGACAGAGCGAUGUCGGAGGAGGAGGAAGAUGAAGAAGGGCAGCCCAGCGGGAAUGGAAGUAUAAGCACUCUGGCUCAGCACAGUCCACCUGCACUUCCUGUACAGACUCAGAGCUCAGCGCUGGUGAACUGGACCGGCAACACAGACUUCACAGGUCCCGGGGGGGCGUUGUCUCCGGUCCAGCUGGAGGACAGGGCCGCUGACAGCGAUCUGUCCGACAGGUUCAUCUCCGAGGAUGACUUCGAGGAGAGUAGAAAAGGAGGGUUAUCAGACGACGAGAUGUUCGAGCCCUACUCAGACAAGAGAGCUCGCAGGGUGACCGUCCCCAACAAGAGAAGAAGAAGCACGAAGGCCCUGGUGGAGCCCAAAAUAAAGAAAAAACCAGGACCCAAACCCGGCUGGAAGAACAAGCUCAAACCGAAAGGAGAGGAGCUGCCCAACAUCUACAAGUGUCCGUAUCAGGGCUGCACCGCCGUCUAUAGAGCUCCGGAUGGUCUGAAGAAGCACAUCAAGGAGCACCACGAGGAGGUGAAGGAGCGGCCGUGCCCUCAUCCCGGCUGCAACAAGGUUUUCAUGAUCGACCGCUACCUGCAGCGACACGUCAAGCUCAUCCACACAGGUGAGCUCAACAGAGAGAAGGGUGUCGUUCAUCUCCGUCCGGCUCUCUUCGGGUGAACUCGGCUUCACUGAGCGCAACAUUGGCAAUCCUUGAACGAAGAUGUUGAUCACUCGGCUCAGUUAACUGAGGAGAAGUUAGCAACUAAUUUGGCUCGGGCUCUUAAGGCGGCGCUGGCUUUGGAGGUGGACCAGCUAUUCUCUGCUUAAUGAUAACGCUCAUCCGAGUUAUGACUUUCAAAAUGGAAUCUACAAAUACUAACCAUUAACGGAAGUUACUACGAGCAACCACGAACACAUUCGGCUGAGAGGCACGAGUUAACACGGCCACUCGUUAAACUGAAACACCUGUUGCUCUGUCGGAGUUCUGGAGAACUUUAGUCCGCUGUUGGGAAACCGAUUCAGACAUUUUGAUGCAAACCGUUUUAAUUCAAUGUUUAAAGUUUGCCAAUUCCUCUUGACGGCUGGAGCAAAACGCCACUUCUAUUGCCAACAUGCGCGCGCAUAUUUUCGAUGACUUCUGCUGUAAAAGGGUUUUUAAGAGCCUUUAACCCUCUGAACUCUAAACAGUCCUGUACCUCUAUGGAAACAGCACAAACAUGUCUUUUGUGCAGUACGACACAGUUACCAUGCCAUAAAUCAGAAACAUUUUUUUUUAUAAAAAGUUCAAUUUAUUUGAUAAUUUAUUUUACAAAAAUUGGCAAACAAUGGAAUCUAUAAAUUCAACAUUUUUCCAAGUUGCCACAAGAG